UAUCGGAAAGAAAGAGUAACAGGAAGCAAAACAAGCGAUAUUAUAUUGUGUUCUCUAAGAAGAGAUUCAUAGGAAAAGAAGCGCGCAAAGAACAAUGGCUUAUAAGCAAAUACUGCGUUCUGAUCUCCAGGUUCUUCUGGAUAAAUACAGAGAAAUACGCGAUAAAUAUUCCGCGCUGCACGUUUUUAGCGACAUGCAGCAAAGAUCCUUAGAAUGCGAGCGCGAAGAAUUGGAAAAGAUGAAGAACAAAUUUAAGAAUAUGCUUCGCUGGUUAAUGAGACGCGAGGAACAGUACAAGGCAUCCUUGGAUCGCUUGGAAAAAGAGAACGAACAACUGCACUGUGUCCUAGCCGCUACACAACGAGAACUCGAACGAGAUGAACUCCUAAACAAUGACAAAGUUUCUAAAUUGCAGGGUGAAAUCGAUUUCUUGCGCGUGCAAAUAAUACAGCUCGAGGAUAAACACAAACAACAAUUAAUGUCCCAAGAUAAACGUCACGAGGACGAGAUUUUGAAAUACAAACGUUUUUUGGAUAGCGCUAAUGCGAAAUUGUUUUUGAAACAAAAUGUACCUUCGAAAAAAAUUCAUGGAACGAAGAACCGAUCGUGGAACGCAGAACAUCCUGCUUUUAUAAAUGAUGAAAGUAUGGAAAGAAAGACAAACCGAGUUGUCAAAUUGCCUGAUUUAGGGAUUGUUAAACACGUCCGUAAAAGAAGAAAAUUAUUUCAAAAAGACGACGAAACUGUGAUUGACAUUAUUUAA
This is a messenger RNA of Formica exsecta, 763 nucleotides long. RefSeq lists its product as uncharacterized. The transcript is spliced from 5 exons. Bases 95 to 763 code for a protein of 222 amino acids. Lineage: Eukaryota; Metazoa; Arthropoda; Insecta; Hymenoptera; Formicidae. The record is from RefSeq and is a predicted model, not a curated record.